Molecule: messenger RNA, 1737 nt
Organism: Brassica oleracea var. oleracea
Lineage: Eukaryota; Viridiplantae; Streptophyta; Magnoliopsida; Brassicales; Brassicaceae
Product: lipoxygenase 2, chloroplastic
Biological process (GO): lipid oxidation
Molecular function (GO): protein binding; metal ion binding; oxidoreductase activity, acting on single donors with incorporation of molecular oxygen, incorporation of two atoms of oxygen
Source: RefSeq, a predicted model, not a curated record
AUGUUUUGUAGAGAGGCGUCGUCCAGUCUCCAGACCUUAAGCAUAGCAAACAGUCUCAGCUCUCAGUUCACUAAACCAUCAGCACUCAUCAACUCCCUCUCGGCAGGACAUCGUUACAAGCUGUGUCCUCGUCCAAACCUCAGAGGACGAUGUACGGUCACUGCCUCAAAGUUUGAUAUUAAUGGGAAAGGUAAAAUAGUGAAAGAAGAAGUUAAGAAAAUCAAAGUAAAGGGAACUAUAACGGUGUUGUCCCAAGAAAAAAAAAAGAAGGGAACUAUAACGGCCCAAGAAGGCUUGUUACCUUCCGUCGGAGUCCUGCUCGUCGAGCUUAUUAGCGCCGAGACUGACCCCCGGACGCCGAUCAAGAAGGAUCCAGUGGAGGAUUACGCACAACGUGUAUUGAUUGAUGGACAUGAUGAUCAGUACCAAUGUGUGUUCGACAUGCCCAAAGACUUUGGAGCGGUUGGUGCCAUCAGAGUUGUAAACCUUGAGAGUAAAGAGAUAUUCAUCAAGGAAAUGAAACUUGAGGUACCCGACGGCCCCGUUACCUUUACAUUUAACUCGUGGGUGGCCCCUAAGUCCGAAGACCCAACCAAGCGGACAUUCUUCUCCAACAAGUCCUACUUGGCUCUCAAAACUCCUGAGCCUCUUAAACAGCUGCGAAAAGAGGAGCUGGAGACCUUGCAAGGCAAGAACCGUGAGGGAGAUCAUGAAUUUAAAAAGUUCGAGCGGGUUUACGAUUAUGACGUGUACAACGAUGUGGAUAAUCCUGACAAAGAUCCAGAACUUGCCCGUCCCGUUAUGGGAGGCCUCUCUCACCCAUACCCAAGGCGGUGCAAGACUGGUCGCAAACCAAGCCGCAAAUACCCCUCCAUUGAGACACGCAAAGGGGAUUUCUAUGUCCCUAGAGACGAGGAGUGGUCCACAGUCAAGGGCACUGCAUUCACGGGCACGACAAUCUUGGCAGCUCUUCCUGCUGCGUUGCCACAGAUUGAAGCUUUUCUGUUGGAUCCAAACAUGCCCUUCCCACACUUCAAGUCCAUAGAAAAUCUCUUUGAAGAAGGCAUCGAGAUUCCCAAGGAUACUGGACUUUUUUCUUUGAUCCCCAGAAUUUUCAAAGCUAUUGCUGCUGAAGCUGAGGAUAUUCUCCUGUUUGAAUCCCCUAUUCUCCUUGACAAGGAUAGAUUUUCAUGGAUUCGAGACAACGAGUUUGCUCUCCAGACACUUGCAGGCCUUAAUCCCUAUUGCAUUCAGCUAGUUCGAGAGUGGCCCUUGAAAAGCAAACUAGACCCUGCGAUUUAUGGUGAUCCCAACUCACUCAUUACUAGUGAGAUUGUGGAAAGAGAAAUCAAAGGAGUUAUGUCAUUUGAUGAGGCUCUGGAGAACAAGAGACUGUUCAUGUUGGACUAUCAUGAUUUGCUUCUACCGUAUGUGAACAAAGUGAGAGAGUUGGAUGAUAGCACCUUAUAUGCUUCUCGAACACUAUUCUUCCUCAACGAUGAUAGCACAUUGAGACCUGUUGCCAUUGAGUUGACUCGUCCCCAAGAUAAAACCAGGCCCCAAUGGAGGCACAUAUUCACGCCAGGAUAUGAUGCUACCUCCUGCUGGCUAUGGACUCUUGCUAAGACUCACGCUAUUUCUCAUGACGCUGGUUAUCACCAGCUUAUUUCCCACUGGUAUUUAACAAACUAGAUCCUCACUUAUAUACUCUCUUCGUAUACAAAUUAUUAUGUUUAA